Molecule: messenger RNA, 2474 nt
Organism: Zophobas morio
Lineage: Eukaryota; Metazoa; Arthropoda; Insecta; Coleoptera; Tenebrionidae
Exons: 5
Coding region: 207-2474 (755 amino acids)
Molecular function (GO): zinc ion binding; DNA binding
Source: RefSeq, a predicted model, not a curated record
GCCCCCGUGAUGCUGGCGCCGCUGGCGUGGACCGGCGCAGAGAGAAGAGAAACAGCUGAGCGGAACGACGUAGAAAAUAUAUGGCGUACCAGUGGUGCCUUGUAUAACUUUUGAAAUUCGGACACUUUUCUUUGAAAUAUAUUAUAGGGCAGCGGUGGGAUAGCCCUUGUGCUUUUCUGUGAGAGUUCGGGAGUGAUGUGAAUGCGAUGGAUCGUGAUAGUUACUCCAGUAGCUCGAGCUCCAGAUCGAGUUCAGCGGAUGGGAACUACAAGCGCAGACAGAAGCGUACUCGAUCACCUUCCAAAGCGUCCCGAAACUUAAGCGCACCUGGUACGAGCCGGGGCAGCGACCAUAAGUCAUGUACGCCAUCAAAUACACCUCCGUUAUCAAAAUCCAACGAUACUGUGAGCAGGUUAGAAGCGUUGGUGGAAAAGUUGAUUAAGCACCAAACAAAGGCGAAAGACAAACACCAUCGUGGAAUUAGGGUUGCUAUAAAACCGGAAAGUAUACCCGAGUUCACGCCUGGAAAUCCAAAUUUGAGUUCAGCGAAAUGGAUCGCAAAAAUCGAACAGUUGGCAAAAAUUAAUAACUGGGAUGAGCCAACCAUGAUAUUUUUAAUGCAGAGUCGUCUAAGUGGAUUAGCUCGACGCUGGUAUGAUAAUUUAUCAACAUAUCGACUGAGUUGGAAAGAGUGGAAGAAAUUGCUCGUAAAAUCCUUCCCUGAACACAGAGAUUUCGCCACUACGUUACGUGCCCUCGUAAAUCGGAUGAAGUUGCCUACAGAAUCAUGGGAAAGAUAUUACUUUGACAAGGUAGAACUUACAAAUGCUUGCGAUAUUAAUGGACAUAGAGCCGUGUCGUGUAUUAUUGAUGGUAUUGAAGAUCCAAGCGUCCAAGCAGGGGCCAGAGCAGGUAGAUAUACGAGCCCAGACCGGCUCUACGCUGAAUAUAUCUCUGUUCUAAAACCUGAAAAGUCCGUCUCGAGCACGACUGUAGCGAAAACUGCGUUUACAACUGCACAUCGCCGUCCUUUGAGCGAAAGGGAGCGAUCGAAUGAGCCGCCUCCAAAAAAAGCGAAACCACCGGCUAGAAGACCCCCAAAAUGCUAUAACUGUAGGGAUGAGGGUCACUUUGCCGAUAAGUGUCCGAAACCCAAAGUGGAAUGUGCCAGUUGUAAGCGGUUGGGCCACCUUACAAAAGAUUGCCGCAGGCAGUCCAUCAAGAAUCAAGUUGUCCUUGAGAAAGACUUGGCACCCGUCAACAGUAGUUAUUUUUUUGACUGCUGGGUUAAUGAAACGCCCUCCCAGGCAUAUGUUGAUUCGGGGUGCGGCGCUGUUCUAAUCCGGGAAGAUACCGCCAACAUGCUGAACAUGGAACGCAGUCCCUGCACGAAAUAUGUAAUAGGUUACGGCGGAGUAGCCACGAAAACUCUCGGAAAACUGAUCAUCCGACUCAAGAUAGAUGGUGCAGAGGCUGAAGUUGAGAGCCUGAUAGUACCCAAUACUGCUCAAGAAAUUCCUGUGCUGGUGGGCCAAACUUUCUUAAAUCAAGAUGAGAUCAUGAUGAUUGUUUCUGGACAGACCGUACGAGUUACCCGAAGAGGAAGUGACUUGUGCGAAACUCUCGAUGUUCCUCCCAGGAAAAUUCCUUUAUGGGCAAAGGAAUCAAUCGUGUUAGAACCGAGAACGGCUCUCGUCGCCGUGACUUCUCGAGGUGCCUGUGCCGACGACGUAUACGUAAAAGGUGGCUUACGACCGCUGCCUGAUGGAGAACACGUCGUACACGAAUGUAUUACAAAGGGGGAGGAUGGCUACGUCGCCAUCACGAAUCUUUCGUACCGGCAUAUCGAGGGCAACUCGCUCCACGGGGACGCGGAGGCUGGUAGCGUAGCCGACUGUUACCGCUGCCGCCACGUGGCCGCCACUGGACCGGCCCCCGUGAUGCUGGCGCCGCUGGCGUGGACCGGCGCAGAGAGAAGAGAAACAGCUGAGCGGAACGACGUAGAAAAUAUAUGGCGUACCAGUGGUGCCUUGACAGGUACGUCACUGAGAACUGUGAUGGAAAAAGCAUUUGGUUGGCUGGUUAUUACUUCUUUGUCUUGGGUGAUCGUUUCAAAUUCGGGGAUUAGUACUUCCAUCUCAUACAUGAUCAGCAUGUGGGGCAGAAUGAGUUGGGGCGGAUUGGGGUACCUACCCCAUUCUACCCCAGUGCUGAGACCACGUUUAUUCGCUAUGGUUCGUGAUUACGUGCGGAAAACAGAGAGGCAAAAUUGGUCAGUUCAAUCGAUGAAUCAAGCGGUUUUGGCAGUAGUCAAUGAAGAAUUGGGUUACAAAAAAGCUGCGACUCAAUUUGGUGUUCCACAAACAACUCUCGAACGCUAUGUUAAGAAAAAAAAACAAGCCAAAGACAAUUUUAAAAUUGACAAAACAGCUGGAAAAUUUCGUCCAGUUUUUACACAUGAACAAGAGCUAUAA